GAGGUUUUUCUUGGGGCUCUUGGCAAGCACGCGCUUGCCAACGUCCAGCUGGUGCUCAGCUGCUCGGUGUUUUCCGACCUUGCCAUGGAGAAGGCGGAGAAGAUGAAGAAGGUGACGCGGGAGCCCACGAUGUGCGAAAUGCUGGGCAUGGCCGGAGACUUCAGCCAUUUCAACAAGGCGGAUCCGUUCCACGUGAAGAAGCGCGGCUCCUCUUACAGGACAGAGAUUCGUGCAGGCAUCACCACAUUCCUUGCCAUGGCCUACAUUCUGCCAGUGAACAGCGGCAUGCUUUCCAUUGCUAUGGGUGGCUACCGCCAGCAGCUGGUGUGUGCCACAGCGCUGGCCGCUUGCAUCGGCUGUACCUUGAUGGGGCUCUUGUCCAACCUGCCUUUCAUGCUGGCGCCUGGCAUGGGCACCAACGCCUUCUUCACCUUCACGGUGGUUUUGACCAACGGCGCGCCCUGGCGCGCCGCGCUGGCCGCGGUGUUUCUGGCCGCCUGGGUCUUCGUGGUGCUGAGCCUCACGGGGCUGCGCACGCUGCUGGUGCGGCUCUUCCCCCACGGUGUGAAGAACGCCAUUGGCGCUGGCGUGGGGCUGUUUCUGACCUUCAUCGCGUUUCAAGGCUCCGAAGGUAUGGGCCUCACUGUGGACAACCCCGCCACACUGGUGGGUCUCAACUCCUUGAGCCCCAAGAACUACGACGCCGCCAAGCUCUGGCUGAGCUUGGCUGAGCUGUGCCUCGCUGGAGUGCUUAUGGUGGCCAAUAUCCGCGGAGCACUGCUUAUUGGCAUCUGCUUUGGCACCGUGGUGUGCUGGAUCGAGGGAGCCGUGAAUGGUGUGGAGCAUACACACCUGGGCUAUCCCUUUGGGAGCUUGGGAGACAGGUCAGUGCAGGGCUUCCGCAUCUACUUGCCCGAGGGCUUUGUGAGUGCUCCCACGCUGGAGGGCCUCGUGGGCACUGUGUUUGAAGGCUUCAGCGCCUUGUCGGACCCCACGACCGCGGCGACGUUCUGGACGGCGGUCUUCACCUUCUGCUACACGGACCUUCUGGACUCUUCUGGCACCUUCAUUGCCGUAGCCAAGGUGGCUGGCCUGAGUGACUCCCGUGGCAACGUCCCCGCCGCGAAGCAGAACAUGGCGUUCCUCGCUGACGCGUGCGCCGGGAUGAUCGGCUCCCUGCUGGGGGUCUCCACGGUGGGUACCUUCGCCGAGAGCUCCGCCGGCGUGGCGGACGGCGCCAAGACGGGCCUGGCGCCGCUGGUCACGGGCACGUGCUUCUUCCUGUCUGUAUUCUUCUCGCCCAUUGUGUCUGCCGUGCCGCCGUUGGCUUCGGGCCCAGUGUUGGCGCUGAUCGGAGUGACGAUGAUGAGCUCUAUCAAAGACAUGGACUGGAAGAACGCAGAGGAGGCCAUCCCUGCCUUCAUCGCCAUCGUCACCAUGCCCUACUGCUUUAGCAUCGGCUACGGUAUCGUUGCUGGACUGGGCUGUUGGCUCUUCUUCCAAAUUCUGCUGGCGCCCAUUCGGCUGUGGCGCAAAGAGAGCCCAUUCGUGCGCUUCCAGG
Molecule: messenger RNA, 1561 nt
Organism: Effrenium voratum
Lineage: Eukaryota; Dinophyceae; Suessiales; Symbiodiniaceae
Source: the annotation of a GenBank genome assembly